Frankliniella occidentalis (western flower thrips) is the source of this 2571-nucleotide messenger RNA. RefSeq names its product glutamine-dependent NAD(+) synthetase (gene Nadsyn). The transcript has 16 exons. The record is from RefSeq and is a predicted model, not a curated record. The coding region runs from base 220 to 2445 and encodes 741 amino acids. Gene Ontology annotation, biological process: NAD+ biosynthetic process. Gene Ontology annotation, molecular function: ATP binding; NAD+ synthase (glutamine-hydrolyzing) activity; glutaminase activity. Gene Ontology annotation, cellular component: cytoplasm. NCBI's taxonomy places the organism in Eukaryota, Metazoa, Arthropoda, Insecta, Thysanoptera, Thripidae.
GGAAGGGGUGGGGUGCUGGGGGUGCUGUGUUUGUGUUGUCGCGUGUGAAAGAAGGGCUCCAAGUUUAUCGUAGCAACCUACUUCGCAUUGAUCCAACAUUGGAAGAAUGUUCGUGACCUCCACAGCUUUUUGAUUUGUACUACAGAAACUAAUCUUUGGAGGACUUUCGUUAAUCUUAUGCGUUACUUCGCCGACUCUUAGAUCUGUGACUUGGUCAAAAUGGGGCGGAAAGUUACUGUAGCAGUCGCUACCCUGAAUCAAUGGGCUUUGGACUUUGCUGGCAAUGUUGCUCGGAUUUUAGAGAGCAUUCGGCUUGCAAAAGAAGCUGGUGCUACUUAUAGAACAGGCCCAGAACUUGAGUUAUGUGGCUACAGUUGUGAAGACCAUUUUUUGGAAAGUGAUACUCUCUUACACAGCUGGGAAACUCUACUAGAGAUACUCAUCUCACCUGUUGCUGAAGACAUGCUCAUUGAUGUAGGCAUGCCUGUCAUGCAUCGCAAUGUUACUUAUAACUGUCGGGUUGUAUUUUAUAACAGGAAAAUUUUAUUGAUUCGUCCAAAAAUGAUUCUAUGUGAUAGUGGAAAUUACCGUGAAACUAGGUGGUUUACACCCUGGCAAAAGGAACGCCAAGUUGAGGAUUACUGCCUUCCACGCAUAGUUUCAGUUUAUACAGAUCAAACAGUCGUGCCAUUCGGUGAUGCUAUAAUCUCUACUGUUGAUACUUCCAUAGGGUUUGAAAUUUGUGAAGAGCUUUGGAAUCCACACAGCACACACAUAGCUCUUGCAGAAGAUGGUGUGGAGCUUAUUGUCAAUGGCUCUGGAUCCUAUUUUGAACUUAGGAAGAGUAAUGUAGUUGUGGACUUAAUUAAAUCUGCAACAUCUAAGGCAGGAGGCUGUUAUCUGUAUAGUAACCUGAGAGGAUGUGAUGGACAAAGAGUUUUCUUUAAUGGGUGCUCUUGCAUAGCAGUGAAUGGAGACAUAGUGAGCAAGGGCAAGCAGUUUUCAUUAAAAGAUGUGGAAGUGACAGUGGCAACAAUUGACCUUGAAGACAUUAGAACUUUCCGUAAUUCCAAGCGCUCUUUAGCUCUCAAAGCCAGUGGAGCCCCAAGCUAUCCUAGAAUUUCAGUUGACAUGGUCUUAGGCAAGCACUCAAAUGACACUGGACCUGUUAAUGCUCCCUUAGAAUGGAUUUACCACAAGCCAGAAGAAGAGAUUUCUCUUGGACCAGCAUGCUGGUUGUGGGACUAUCUGAGACGCUCUGGUCAGGGAGGUUUCUUUCUUCCUCUUAGUGGUGGAGUAGAUUCAUCUAGUACAGCUUGCAUGGUUUACUCAAUGUGCUGCAUGGUUGUUGAAGCUGUUAAAUCUGGAGAUAACCAAGUUCUUGCUGAUGUGCGUAAAAUGGUAUGUGAUGUGGAUUACACGCCAAUUCAACCUCAAGAACUUAGUAGCAGAAUAUUUGUCACAUGUUACAUGGGAAGUGAAAAUUCAUCAGCUGAAACUAGGAAUCGGGCAGCUACUUUAGCACAGCAAAUUGGAAGUUACCAUACAUCCAUCACCAUAGAUUUAGCAGUACAAGCAGUUCUAGGAAUUUUCACAGCUGUUACUGGACUUGUCCCUAAGUUUGGAUCCCAUGGUGGAAGUCCACGAGAAUCCCUCGCAUUACAAAAUAUUCAGGCUCGACUGAGAAUGGUUUUGGCGUACUUGUUUGCUCAGCUAAUGUUGUGGGCAAGAGGGCGCUCGGGGGGCCUUCUUGUUCUGGGUUCUGCAAAUGUUGAUGAGGCAUUACGGGGUUACAUGACGAAGUAUGACUGUUCCAGUGCAGAUGUUAACCCCAUUGGAGGAAUAUCAAAAACUGAUCUAAGAGGAUUUCUUCACUUCAUGAGGGAAAAGUACAAAUUGACAGUACUAGCUGACAUUGUCGCAGCACCUCCGACUGCUGAGCUGGAACCUCUUGCAGCAGAUGGUAAAAUUGCUCAGACUGAUGAGCAGGAUAUGGGUAUGACCUAUGCAGAGCUGAGUGAAUAUGGGCGUUUGAGAAAACAAUUUUUCUGUGGACCAUACUCUAUGUUUUGCAAGCUUAUGUCACUUUGGGGAUCAUUCUGUUCACCUGCUGUGAUCGCUGAAAAAGUAAAACAUUUCUUCAGAUGCUACGCAAUUAAUAGACACAAAAUGACAGUUGUCACUCCAUCUGUUCAUGCAGAGACAUAUUCUCCAGAUGAUAAUCGUUUUGAUCAUAGACCAUUCCUGUACAAUAACAAAUGGUUGUGGCAGUUCCGUGCCAUUGAUCACAAGGUUGAAGAAAUUGAAAGUGAGAAUGCGGAGAAAAUUCCACCACGCACUCAGACUGCUACAAGGCCAACUCCUGUCAGCCAACCUGCAAAUAUUGCUAUUCCGACCCUUCUCUCAAGAGGGCGCUCUGGUAGUACUCCAGGCGUGGUAGUGUAGCAUUGCUACAUGUGUUUCAGGUGAGAAUUCAUCUUGGCAACCACCUUCAAAAAUAAAGUGUGUAGAUUAAAAGAUCAAUCAGUGAAGAGGAAAGAUUGAGAUAAUAAACUGAAUUUCAACAUAUAA